AUGGCGGCGGCCGCGGCUCCUCCUCCCCUCAAGAUGGCGAGAGCUCGGGCCGGACCCGGGGCUUGGGCCGCCUCCUGCGCCGCCGCCGCCGCCGCCCCAUCUACCGGGGCCCGAGUCCUCGCUGAGGAGAAACCGGGGGGCCGGCGCCCCCACCCCGGCGGAGCCGGGGGCCGUGUCGGCGCCGGCGGCAGCUGCAGAAGUCGGGGCUCUGGGGCCGGGACAUGGGACUGCUGGAUAGGCACAGCAGGCUCGGGGACCCUUGCUGAGGGGUGUGAGGGGGACGGGGCGCGCCCCCAAAAAGGGGCGCCGAGGCGGGCAGGGCGAGAGCGCGAGGUGGGGGCGCGGGCGAGGGGCGCGGGGCUGAGAAUUGGGACGACCACCGACCUGAUGCUUCCCGGUGGCGGGGCCGCCUGCUUGUGGAGGGAGGCACCUCCGCUCCUGGGCGGCCGAGCUGCAACCCUCCCAGCUUCCAGCCCGGAGGUGCCCGCUCCCCAUCCCCCACCCGCGCACCCCGGGGCGGCUGAGCGGCCUGUGAGGCGAGCGGGCGAGCGGGCGAGCUGCUCCAGGGACUGUGAGCUGCUGAUUUGUUUAAAUUUGCGGCUCAUUGCCACCACCUUUUUAGAGCCUCCCAGCCAGAGAAAAGCCACUCAGUAUCCCAGGGCAGGCAGGCAGCAGGUUCACAUUCAUGCUGCUAUGAACUAUCAAUUCACCCUGGACAUGGAGGCCAUCAGCAUAAGCUUGGGCGAUCUGUUUCCAGAUUUCAGUAACUAUAGCAACCAUAGCAAUGAGCUGCUGGAGCCAGACGAGUACUUAUGCCCUGAGGUGGGUGGCUGGGCAGACCAGCUGGGCCUGAAGGCAGUUUUUGUGCUUUUGGCCUAUAGUGCCAUCUUCCUCCUGGGCAUGAUGGGCAACACCUUGGUGCUAGUGAUUCUGAAGAGCCAUCAUAUGUCCCGAAGCUCCACAGAGACCUUCCUCCUUCACCUGGCUGUGGCCGACCUCCUCCUCGUGCUCACCCUGCCCUUCGCGGUGGUUGAGGGCGCCGUGGGCUGGGUGCUCGGGGCCUUCUUCUGUAAAGCGGUGAGCGCCCUACACAAAAUCAAUUUCUACUGUAGCAGCCUGCUCCUGGCCUGCAUCGCCGUGGACCGAUACCUGGCCAUCGUCCAUGCGGUCCACACCUACCGCCACCGUCGCCUCCUCUCGGUCCACGCCACCUGUGCCGCUGUUUGGCUGGCCAGCUUCCUCUGUGCCCUCCCCGAGCUCCUGUUCGUGAAGGUCAGCAACAGUGGUGCCAACAAUUCCGCCACUUGCAGUUUCUCUGGCCAAGGCUUGGCGGGCAGUAACGCGUGGCUCACCUCACGCUUCCUGUACCACGUGGGGGGCUUCCUCAUCCCCCUGCUGGUGAUGAGCUGGUGCUACGCAGGGGUGGUGAGGCGCCUGUGCCAGGCCCAGCGGAGGCACCAGCGGCAGAAGGCCAUCAAAGUGGCCAUCCUGGUGACGGGGGUAUUUUUUUUCUGCUGGUCCCCUUAUCACGUGGUCAUAUUCCUAGACACACUGGUGAUGCUAGACGCUGUGUCCAAGUCCUGCCAGCUGAAUGACCACCUGGCAACAGCCAUCACCACAUGCGAGUUCAUGGGCUUGGCUCACUGCUGUCUCAACCCUGUGCUUUAUACCUUUGUGGGUGUAAAGUUCCGAAGUGACCUAAUUCACCUGCUGGGGAAGCUGGGCUGCAUGGUCCCUGCUGCCCACCACCGAUUCCUCUCCAGCUGGCGCAAGGGCAGCAGCUCAGAAUCAGAGAAUGCCACUUCUAUCACCACUUUCUAGGGUCCCAUUCUUUCUCCCCUUCCAAGGGUGGAGAGGAUCCCCGUCCCUCGUGGGGACUGUAGAUGAGGCUGUGCAUUGAAGUCUGAGUAUAAGUAGAUUUUUAUGGGCAUGGGAGAUUCGGACAAACCCUCUCCUUUGAGGGACUUCUCCAUCUGUUCCAGACCCUUGAGGCCGGAGAGUUGAGCCUGGGAUGGGGACCCAGAGACAGAGGCAGAAGCUUGAAAUGACUCUUACCCAGUUUGCUUAGCUUGAAAUGAGGUAAAGGGCGUCACAUAGCCUCCUCGGUCUUCAGGGAUAAACUCUCCAGUGAGGUCUACAAAAGGCUCAGGACCCUGUCACCUUUAUUCCCUGCAUUGUAGAAAACUGUACCCUGGUCACCCUCAACCUCUAAGAAGAAAAGAAUUCAUUGUCUUCUAGGAGAGUCCACCCUCACAAACCUAGGCCCAGAGACCAUUGGGCAAAGGGCUCCAGACGAGGUGGACCCACUUGAUAUGUGGGCAGAAACGCUUCCCGCUCUCCCCUGCUCCCCUCCAUCUGUCCACCCCCUUAAUUCUUUCAGCCCCACUCCCCCUUAGCUUGUUUCACAACCAUGCCAUCUGAGGGCCCUCCUCAAGCAAACAGGGAGCUCAGACUGACCCAUUCAGGCUCCUGGAAACCCUAAUCUGGCUGAAGCUGCCUUCGGCCUUGACCACGGGCAUCUCCAAAGCCUCCCUAGCUCAGCUCAGCCCAGGUUUAGGUAGGGCUGGAAACUUCUGAGUUGUGUGAGGGCUGAGUUGGCAUCCUGAUGCUGGCCAGAAAGAUGAGAAAUGUCUCAGGCCGGGGAUGAGGGAAAGCCUCACCUGAAGGAAACAGUUCUGAUCAUCUGCACAGCUACCGUACGUGGGUAUCUGUGGAGGUGGGGAUUGGGUCGAGGCUCCGACUUGCCCUGGGGUCAGGGUACAGACUUGGAAUACCUGCUGCUAUCUACCCAAUGGACAAACUCUAUUCCACUCUGGAAUUUAGGAAAGCCACCCUCCCUACUCCCUCCCCUCCCAGAAGAGGAGUAUAUUCACGAGACUGUCCUGACCUUGGAGAAGGGGUUGCAGCCCACCAAUGACGAACAAUAGGACUUUGUCGAGGUUCAGUGGUUAGAGAAUCUUCUAGAAGGAACAAGGCCAGCAAAGAAGGUCUGUUGGAAGAGCCUUCUGGAGGUUAUCUGAUCAGACUGGUGUCUGACCAAUGCUACCUCCAAGCCAAGAACUAAGGAUCCUGGGUAGGGAACCCCUAUCUAGCUGGUGAUUCUCUGAGCCUCCCAUUCGACUGUAAGCUCCUUGAAAGCAGACUGGUUUAUUGUUUCUUUGCUUCCUUUUGUACCCCUAGUGCUUAGUACAGUGCCUGGUACAUAGUAGGCACACAAUAAAUAUCUACCAAUUAAUCAGUUGAUAUGCCUAAUGUGGAUUCUGGUACAGUUCCUAAACUGGCAUCCCCUCAAAGGCCCAUGCCCAGAGUUGCUGGUACCUAGAAGGCAGAUUCAAGCUUCAAAAGGAGAAUGGGGGCAACUAGUGCCCCAGCCUCCCAGGACCAAGAGUAUCUCUGGUAAGGGAAGUGAGGGGGGAAAG
Messenger RNA from Monodelphis domestica (gray short-tailed opossum), 3419 nucleotides. RefSeq names its product C-X-C motif chemokine receptor 5 (gene CXCR5). The record is from RefSeq and is a predicted model, not a curated record. Gene Ontology annotation, cellular component: membrane; external side of plasma membrane. NCBI's taxonomy places the organism in Eukaryota, Metazoa, Chordata, Mammalia, Didelphimorphia, Didelphidae. Gene Ontology annotation, biological process: lymph node development; calcium-mediated signaling; positive regulation of cytosolic calcium ion concentration. Gene Ontology annotation, molecular function: C-C chemokine binding; C-X-C chemokine receptor activity; C-C chemokine receptor activity.